Molecule: messenger RNA, 4845 nt
Organism: Lithohypha guttulata
Lineage: Eukaryota; Fungi; Ascomycota; Eurotiomycetes; Chaetothyriales; Trichomeriaceae
Exons: 1
Coding region: 1-4845 (1614 amino acids)
Biological process (GO): RNA 3'-end processing
Molecular function (GO): RNA uridylyltransferase activity
Source: RefSeq, a predicted model, not a curated record
AUGGAUUCCAAUAAUCUUCCCGGCUUCGACCCAAGGGUGCAGGAACAACUAUCUCAGAUAUCUCUGGAUCAACGCAGUAGGCGGCCAUCUCAAUCUUCACAAUCCUCUCAUUCUCAGGUCUCAUCAUACUACAGCACUCAAUCCACUCAAAUUCAUGCACGUUCUGCACGAAACCCUCGUAACACUUAUCAACACAAUCAAUAUUCACAACCUCAAGCACCUCCUGGCCUUGAUGCUUUUCCACCUCUUGGUUCUCGUCAAGUCACGAAUCCAAAUCUGGUUCCUCCUCAGCAUCAACAGCCAGUGCCAAAUCAUUACCAGAUGAGCCAACCAAAUCAACGUCAGCAAUCUGCUGCUCAAGAAUUCUUCAGUCGAGCUAGGGGUCGAGGCCGAGGCCGUGCCAAUGGCUCUCACAGUACCCGAUCUGCGAACCAUGUCCCUAACGACCACACUCGACCUCCACCCAAUGAUCCUCGACUCUUUAACCCUAAUUCGAACCCUCACUUUGCCGCUGUCGAACGCCAACGUCAGACAAAUCAACGCAUGAUGGAGCAAGUGGACUAUAUUGGUGUUGUUGCAAGUAGAGGUGCGACAAACAUGCUUAGCCGCGAAGAAAUUAACGCCAAGCGAGACUUCACUCAAAGACUACAUUCACUAGCAAAAAACGUCGUCUAUGAUAGGUUGGAUCCUAUCACUUCAUCUCGACCUGAAGUAAGACUCGAGCCAUACGGCAGCCUCGCGAAUAGCUUUGGCACCACUGGAUGUGACGUUGACCUGCUCCUGACUAUUCAAUAUCAACCCUCACAAUAUGCCGAAGUCACCGAUGAAACAAAGAGAGGUUUGGAGAAAGCUCUUCUCGACCAAGGCAUUGGAGCCCGACUCUUGACAAACACACGCAUACCUAUCUUGAGAGUGUGUGAAAGACCUAGCAACGAACUACUUCGCAACCUACGCCAACAUAGAGCGAACUGGGAGGCAGAAGUGGCUAACGGGAAUGGUCACUCGGCAGAUGCUUCGUCUGUUGCACCUCUACCUAUCUUGAGUGAAGCUCAAGAAGUACAACAAGCAGCUGCUGUCACUAGCCUCGAUGCAGAUGCAGCCAGUAUUGCACUACCAGACACGCCGACACUAGAUCAUACCAAGCUGGAGUACGCAGGUGAUUGUGGCAUUCAGUGCGACGUCAAUUUCACCAACCAUGUUGCACUGCACAAUACUAGACUGCUUUGGACGUAUGGUCAGUGUGAUCCACGGGUUAGGAUGAUGGGUAUCUUCGUCAAGAACUGGGCUAAAGCUCGGGACAUCAAUACUCCUUACCGAGGCACCCUAUCGUCGUACGGCUACAUCCUCAUGGUUCUACACUAUUUGAUCAACGUGGCACACCCUCCAGUGCUCCCAAACUUGCAGGAGAUGGCCAAGAGCCAUGACUGGAACCAAUCUCCUACGAGCCUGUUCGAAGGACACGAUGUUCGCUUCGAAAGAGAUCUCAACCGGGCUCGACAAUAUAUAUCGACUAUGCCACGUAACCAAAAAAGUCUUGGCGGACUACUGAUCGGCUUCUUCCGAUACUACGGCUUUGCACCUUCCGGCUUUCGCUGGACCGAGCAAACCAUCUCUAUCCGCACUUUAGGUGGUAUCGUGACAAAACAAGACAAAGGCUGGACCAGAGCCAAAUGGUCAGACGAGAACCCCAACGUCAGACAACGAUAUCUGCUGGCCAUCGAGGACCCUUUUGAGAUUGAUCACAAUGUUGCACGGACCGUUGGUCACCAUGGACUAGUCGCAAUCCGAGACGAGUUCAGACGAGCCUGGAAUAUUAUUGACACAGUCCGAUGUCUAAGCACGCCUCAGGGACCCAUUUGGACAUCAGAGCACAUUGAUGGCAGCACUUCUGCCAACGGCUUGGACUUCCUCAAGCCGGCUGACGAUCGAGGUGAUCUGCUACGUAAGGACGCAGAUGUUAGACGGGACAAGGCUCGACAAAUGCGUCAAGAGCUAGAAGCCAAGGAGGAAUUGACAAAGAAGCAUCUCUCACAAGGUGGUCUGAACGUCGAAGGUCUCGAUGAAGAAACUGGUAUGUGGUAUGCUGACCAGCCUCAUGUUGUCGACGAGACAGAUGAGGUGGUAGAGACAUUAGGGCUAAUCCACAAUUGGCAGCACCAAGACGAGAAGACUUCAAGAAUGAGAAGUAAAAAUCCUGAACGUAAAAGACUCGACGACUACGACAACGCAGACUCUGUAAUGGGUCAAGAUGACGCAAUCUGCAGUGACCAAGAAUCUGAUUUAUCUACGAACCAAAUUCUAUGGGGUGGCUCCCGUCAUACGGCUCACCACGAUUGUGCACCUGAGCAGCGCCUAUCUGCUGAUGUCGCUAAUGACUGGGGAGCAGUCUGUGACGAUUUAGCCCAGCAGCCUCCCGUUGACAUAGCUCUCGAACCGCAUCCAGUCAGCAGAAGCGAUCGUUACAUUGAGCCCACAUCCGCGGCCGACGCGCAACAAAUUCCUACUGUCCUGAGCCACGUCCAUCAUCAUGACCCUUGGAGUGGCGACAGAAACGACCAAUCUGUACGAGUCAAGCCUAAUCCCAAUCUUGUCGGUGGGAAUAUUGCAUGGACGACAAAUAGCAAGGCAGGCUUAUGGUUAUUGAAAAGGGAUGAACUCAUACGAUCUGGUACCUGGAAAUCUCCUACCGCAACUGAUUUUGGACGCUUACAUACAAGAUUCCCUUACAAUCCUGAUAUGACGAAGCAGCAACUGAAAGAAUAUAACUACAUAUUGGAAACUCAGUACAAGAAGACAAUGUAUCCCUCGAGAUCUACCAAAGCUGACGAGCUUAGCUCGGAGGCUGAAAAGGUUCUGGUGGAUCUGACGAAUACAGUUUCUGAUAAUAGCUGGGGUGCUAUCAAGCAAGAUCUGGAAGAGCCUAAAGACGAAGCAGACUUACAAUCGUGGCCCGUGACUCAGGACAUCCCAUGGUCCGCGGAAACUGAGACGGGCGCAUGGCUCUUAUGGCGAGAUCAGAAAUGUAGGCUCAAUGAAGGCUACGGCAAUGUACAGAAAUGGAAUGGAUUAAUUGCCAAGCUCGAUGAGAUCUUCCCUUAUAAGUCGGUUAGAACACUCGCUGAUGUCGAGUGUAUGAACCUUGAGCUCGCUACGCAUUUUGGUGGGCUGCAGUUCCCUCGAUCCCAGAUGCCUUUUUCGGACCAGCGUGCAUGUGCACAUACUCUGCAUAGUGCUAUCGAAUAUACACUUGCUGCCAGGGAGACACAUAUGUCAUCCAUCAGCAAGACUACAAGUGGUCAAAUCUUCACUCAAGUCUAUCCAGUGGAGCGCCAUUCUCAGGAUAUGUCAGUCAGCGAAAAUGGGUUUGAAGGGUCAAACCCGCCCAACAGAGAUACUGGUAAAGCUUGGGAAACCGCAACACAGUGGUCACUCAGCACUGAGAUUGGAAGGUGGCUUCAAAAGAGGGAUAAGAAAAUUGUCGAAGGUUCGUGGCGAUUCGGCUAUCGCGAAGAUAGUGUCUUUGCUUCUAUCACCAAACUCUACCCAUACACAUCCGAAGUCUCAGCAAGUGAGAGAGACAAACAGAAUCAAGAACUGGAAACGUUCUUCUGCGAUGUCUGGCUUCCUCGAGAUCCUGCUAAUAAUGCUGAGAGUGUUUAUAGAGCAAUUCUAAAGGUCUGGAAUGUCCGCAGAAAUACAACAGAAGCCAAUCGCGUCAGGGUACUACUCGAUCUGUUUAAAAACCAGACACUUACUGCAUCGAAGGUUAUGCAAGAUACAGCUGCUGCGAGCAGAAGUCUACCCCCCUCUGGACCUACCAACAUACCCACACUGCAUGUAAAAAGGUCAAAUUUUGACGACAUUGGACAGGAACCUAAAGCAUCUUCAAGGGAUCAUCAAGCAAACAAGGACCAAGAUUGUCCGUCGGCUCGAGCAGUCAAGACCAACGAUGAGGUUGCAGAUUUCGUCAGAGAGAAGCGUCUUGCAUUCUUCCAGCAAGCCACAGCAGGUGCCAUGAGAGAUAGCUCGUUCCUUGAUGUUACAGGACCUUCCAGUGUUGUUGAAUCAGCCCAAAAAGAUGCUGCUGCCACCACGUCGGAUGUGCAUAGUGACAAUGAUGCACACUUCCCUGCACGAAAGGAUUCUGCUGCAGAAGGUUCGUGGAAUUUUAUUCCUUCUCCUUCUACAAGAGGUUCGCCGAUUGACCCCAAUUCUUCCCAACGUUGCGCUAACACUUCUAAGCCCAUCGAAAAGUCGUACACAAGCCAAGCAUCUCCGAGCAUGACGUCGAAGCAGUUGAAGAGCAGCACGAUCAACCAGAUAUCGGCGACUACGCGUACGAAGAUGAUCAGCACGAUGGAAUCAGCUCCGUCGAGCGAGAACGACUCGACCAGGAAGCUCUUGAAAAAAUCCGAGCAGAUGACUCCUUCUGGUGAAGUGCAAAACCCCAGUUCACAGCUCGAAGUAAACGCAUCACUUAGCAAUAGCAACGACGACUUCAUUCCAAACAGCCUCAAACCCAACGAUUGGCGAACAGAUCGUAAAGAUCGCUUCGAGAACCCCGAUAUCCUUCCUAUCGUUCGCGCACUAGACUUUGAGAUGGAUCCCGUUCAGCUCUGCGACAUUGAGAUCAUCAAGGCGGGUGGUAAUGGCUGCGCAAGAGGAGGCUAUAACCCUUUCAUGCUAGAGUCUGAUCAAUAUUCCUGGGGAGGCGGAGGAGCCAUGGCACAGAGAUCGAACUCUUUGCAUUGGUCAUGGACUGCUCAGGCAGUUGCUGAGCAGGCCGAGAACGAUUCUGAGUGUGGUCAAUUACUUCAAGAGCUACCUGGAUUCGUGGACUUGUGA